This is a messenger RNA of Saprolegnia parasitica CBS 223.65, 1757 nucleotides long. RefSeq lists its product as hypothetical. The transcript has 5 exons. Gene Ontology annotation, molecular function: dihydrolipoyl dehydrogenase (NADH) activity; flavin adenine dinucleotide binding. Bases 7 to 1683 code for a protein of 558 amino acids. The record is from RefSeq and is a predicted model, not a curated record. Gene Ontology annotation, cellular component: cytosol. NCBI's taxonomy places the organism in Eukaryota, Oomycota, Saprolegniomycetes, Saprolegniales, Saprolegniaceae.
ACGAGGAUGAUGCUGCAUGUGCUCGGCCGUCGCUCGCGGCGCGCCGCCGUCCCGGUGCUCCGCGCGGGCCUCUCGACCGAGGCCGAGGCCAAGGCCGACGACGCCAGCUCGUUCACCAACAUCCUGCGCAACCUCCGCGCGAGCGAGCACUUUGACCUUGUCGUCAUUGGCAGUGGCCCAUCCGGCCAAAAGUGUGCGAUCGACAGCGCCAAGCACGGCAAGAAGGUUGCGAUCAUCGACAAGAAGGACAUGCACGGCGGCGUGUGCGUGCACACGGGCACGAUUCCGUCCAAGACGUUCCGCGAGGCGGUCUUGCACUUGACCGCGCAUCGCCACAAGGGCUUUUACGGCAACGCGUACUCGGCGACGAGCGGCAAGCGCAUGAGCAUCCAGGACAUUCUCGACCGCGUCCAAAAGGUCGAAAGCGCCGAGAUGGACCUCACGCGCAACCAGCUCCUCCGCAACGGCAUCUACCUCAUCAACGGUACCGCGCGCUUCCUUCCAGAUGCGGACAAGAAGACGGUCGCGGUGCUCUCGAACGACUCGUACACGGAGGCCACGGACGGCCAGCGUCACUCGGACGCCAACAUCUGCAAGCGGGUGCUGACGGCCGACAAGUUUUUGAUCUCGGUCGGGACGCGGCCCGCCCGUCACCCCAACAUGGAUUUCGACGGCGAGCUCAUCUUUGACAGCGACCAAUUGCUCUGGGGCGCCCUCACCAACGUCCCGAAGCGCCUCAUUGUUGUUGGCGCCGGCGUCAUUGGCAUGGAGUACGCAGCGAUGAUCAGCAUCAUCCCAGGCACGCAGGUCACGGUCAUUGAUGGCCGCAAGGAGAUUCUGGAAAUGGCCGACAAGGAAGUCUCGGACGCCCUCUGCUACUCGAUGCGGCAGCGGGGCACGCGCUUCUUGACCGAGGAGACGAUCGACUUUGUUGAGAAGCGUCUCGAUGAGAAGGAGGUCGUCGUGCACCUCAAGAGCGGCAAGAUCAUUGUCGGCGACGCCUUGCUGUACACCCAGGGUCGCCAGGGCAAUGUCACGGGCCUGGACCUCGAAGCGGUCGGCCUCGAAGCCAACAACCGCGGGUACCUCGAAGUCAACAACAACUUUCAAACGAGCGUCCCGCACAUCUACGCGGCCGGCGAUUGCAUCGGAUACCCGGCACUGGCGUCGGUCUCGAUGGAGCAAGGCCGGUUGGCGUCCGUGCACAUGCGCACGUCCGAGCCGACGAAUAAGAACCGGACAGACCUCGACCCGUACGAGACGUCGCACUUUCGCACGCGGAUGCGGUCGGGCGAAGUGUUUCCGUUUGGCAUUUACACGGUGCCCGAGAUCUCGAUGGUCGGCAAGUCGGAGCAGCAGCUCACCAAGGAAAACGUGCCGUAUGAGGUCGGCGUCGCGCGCUACGAGGAGCUCGCGAAGGGCCAAAUGCUCGGCGGCACGCCCGGCUUUCUCAAGAUCAUUUUCUGCCCGUCGACGCUCAAGCUCCUCGGUGUCCACGCGAUCGGCGAGGGCGCGACCGAGAUCAUUCACAUUGGCCAGGUUGUCAUGUCGACGGGUGGCACGCUCGAGUACUUUCGCAACGCCGUCUUCAACUACCCGACGCUCGCCGAAGCCUACCGCGUCGCGGGCCUUAACGGCCUGCGCAAGGUCGAAGCGAUGCAAAAUGAAACCAGCGGCAACUAAACGUCCUCGACCACCACGCGGAAAUGUACAAAAGGCAUGGCCUUGGAAUGCGAUAUCUCGUUGUCUCUGUGGCC